Juglans regia (Persian walnut) is the source of this 1192-nucleotide messenger RNA. Its product is annotated as inositol phosphorylceramide glucuronosyltransferase 1-like. The transcript has 6 exons. The coding region runs from base 16 to 954 and encodes 312 amino acids. The record is from RefSeq and is a predicted model, not a curated record. NCBI's taxonomy places the organism in Eukaryota, Viridiplantae, Streptophyta, Magnoliopsida, Fagales, Juglandaceae.
UUUAUUCAAUUGUAUAUGCAGUGGAUGGUAAAUGAGAGUGAACUCUGCGUUAUUCACUAUACACUUGGCCCCCUUAAGCCUUGGGACUGGUGGACAUCUUGGCUGUUGAAACCUGUUGAUGUCUGGCAGAAUGUUAGGGAACAGCUUGAGGAAUCCCUUCCUGGAACUGGAGGGGGCGGAAAUCCUAAUGAUGACCUUCUUGUCAAAUUUCUUUUUCUACUACCGCCUUUGGCUUUACUCUUUUGUUAUUAUCAGUCUUUUCUUCAGACACGGGAGUACUUUGGUUCAUUUUGUAGAAGUUCAUUGUGCAAUAGCAUCAGACAUAUGUACUACAAAAUUAGAUAUGGUGGAUCACUUAGUUAUAGUGGUGUUUCUACAUCAUCGACCAUCAGUUCCAACCAUCAGUUCUCUAAUGGUGCGAACACCAAGGUGCCUAUUUAUUUGGGUGGAAUAUCUGUCUGUGUCUGUUUUGUGGCGGCUGCGGUGUCGCUUGCACUUGCUCUAGCAAUUGUGCCUCAUCAAGUGAUGCCAUGGACUGGUUUGCUCUUGAUGUAUGAAUGGACAUUUACAUUGUUCAUUCUUCUAUUUGGAGGUUAUCUAUAUUUGGUUUCCAUAUGGGGGAAGACAAAAGCUGCGGUGGGAUCCUUCUCCUCUGAUCCUGAAUCUCUUGAUUAUGAUUCUGGAAAAGGUCAUCACCGGCAAGGAUUGCCCUGUGAUGUUGCGACGUGGCAUUAUGGGUUAGUGAUGGCCUUUUUGGCUGUUGCGGGCCCAUCUUUACCGUGUCUUUUUGGGAUCACUGCUCUUUUUGCUAGGUUAGCUUUGAUGGGUGUGGGAGGAUUGGUUUUGGCAUCUUUCAUGACUUACUCUUCAGAGCAUCUUGCAAUUAGAGCUUUCUUGAAAGGCUUGGAAGACAGAGGCAAUACACGAAGUAGGAGCUUAUGUUUCUUAUGUUGAUCAGUGACACUUUCAAAAGAUGUAAACUAUUGCCAAUGUCCGUCACUUCUAAUUGUAAUUUAUUUGGCAUAUGGUGGCCCUAUGCUUGAUUUGUAAAAUUGUAGCGAAAUUUUUCAAUUUAGAAAUGUAUUUUUCCCUGAGGUUUUUUUAGUAUUCUUUUUGAAAUUGAUCAAAGUUUUAAAUGUUUGUUACACAACUAAAUUUUUUCAAUCAAUGAAGAUGGAGGUGUAUUAUAAUU